AUGACCGCAACGUCUAAUGAAUACCAGCGCGAUGUCAGCGAUGGACAGACUUUUAGCCAAACUAUGAGGGCAUCGAAUCAGAUGCAAGAGUUGGACAACGAAGACACCAAUGAAGGCACGAAUGAGGCCUCCAAUGAUGACUCCACUGAUGUCGAGUCCAAUGAUGAGACGAACCAAAGCUUUCCGAACGCCGAAGAGAUGACUACCGAAGACGUCAAACCAAUUGAGUCUAACUUUUCUGUACAGCAUAUUAUUAGCCAUAACUCUGGAGCACCAGAACUGAUCUCAAGUGCAAACAAUACAUCGGUUAUUGUAAAUCCCAAUCAAUUAUCUCAACCCACGGACCAACUCGAAGAAAGUUCUGAAGAUUCGGCUCAAACCGAUGUCGACUCUAUUAAAGAUGAGAACCAAUACAUUGAAAGUGUUGACUCAUUAGACACCGAAAGGUCCGAUAAAGUGAUUAAAGAUGCCGAAGAAGUCAAAGAAGUAAUUAAAAGCGAAUCGCCUGUCAUUCAAACAAAGACUGAAGAAAUGAUUGAACAAAAAGUAGAGAUCAAACCUGAAUCACAGACUCCAGAAGUAACUCAAGAAUCGAUUGAUUCCUUCAUCAAAGAAUCUCCAGUUCAGAGCAUUCAAGAGAUUUCUCAUAAACCUGUUGUCAAACAGACUUCAGAUAUUACAUCAAUGGUUAAGACGACACUUAUAACUGCAGUGAAAGAUGAGACACAAAACGGAGACAUAAGUGAAACGAAAGGCAAAAAGUUGACUAAAAAUCAGAAGAAAAAACAGAGAAAGAAAUUGCAGUCAAAAAGACGACAAUUGGAGGCAAAACGUAAAGAACAAAAUAAUAUCAAUGAAAGCGAUGACCGAAUGGACGUCGAAGAGGAAGACGAUGAAGAGGUGGAGAUCGAGUAUAUUCCGGAUGCGAUCAACAAAGACGAGACUUAUGUCUAUUUUGCUAAAGUGUUCGACAAAUUCAGAACCGGAGAGACAGACAAUAGGGAGGAUUCACACGAGGAUGAGGUAAUGGAUUUGGCGAAGAAGAUGAUGGAACGCAAGAAACCGGUGGAAAUGGAGCUGAAGGACGAGGACGAGAGGAGAGAUGGAGAACAGAAGGUAUCGAAACGAAAACUGAAACAAAUGACACGAAUGACGGUUUCGGAGCUCAAGCAGAGAGUGAGUCAUCCGGAACUCGUGGAGAUGCACGACGUGACCGCCAGAGACCCUCUACUGCUUCUGCACCUCAAGGCGACGCGCAACUCAGUUCCCGUUCCCCGUCACUGGUGUUAUAAACGCAAGUAUUUGCAGGGAAAGCGAGGCUUCGAGAAGCCGCCGUUCAAACUGCCGGAGUUCAUCCGCAAGACCGGCAUAAUGGAGAUGAGACAGGCCUUGCAGGAGAAGGAGGAGUCGAAGUCACUGAAGGCGCAGAUGAGGGAAAAGAUUCGGCCGAAGAUGGGCAAGAUUGACAUCGAUUACCAGAAACUUCACGACGCCUUCUUCAAGUGGCAGACGAAGCCUAAGAUGACUAUUCACGGCGACCUCUACUACGAGGGAAAGGAGUUCGAGACCCGACUCAAGGAGAAGAAACCGGGAGAACUGAGCAAUGAGUUGAGGACUGCACUGGGAAUGCCUACCGGACCCAACUCGCAGAAGUGUCCGCCUCCGUGGCUCAUAGCUAUGCAGAGGUACGGACCGCCGCCUUCCUAUCCCAGCAUCAAGAUUCCGGGGCUCAACGCACCCAUACCUGACGGCUGUUCGUUUGGAUACCACGCGGGCGGUUGGGGUAAACCCCCGGUCGAUGAAUACGGUCGACCUCUUUAUGGCGAUGUGUUUGGUGUCAGCACUGCUAGUGAUCUGAAUCUUAUUGAAGAAGAGGUCGAUCGCACUCUUUGGGGAGAAAUGGAAGACGAAUCCGAAGAGGAAGAGGAGGAAGAAUCUGAAGAAGAAGAGACGGAAGAGACUGCCGGCGCUCCCAAACAGGCCGCCAAAGAAGUGGACGAAACAGGUUUCGUGACACCGGCUGAAGGAUUGAUAACUCCGAGCGGUUUGACGUCAGUUCCGACGGGCACUGAGACGCCCGAUAUGAUUGAGUUGAGGAAACGCAAACAGAUUGAGGCAGAAAUGGAAAGUGGCGACAACCCAUCGCUCUAUACAGUGAUUCCCGAGAAGAAGGGCGAGAAGAUGGGCCGCGAAAUGAUGGGUUCGGCGCAUACGUACGACAUGAGUGCGUCUACACUGCGAAAGGGUCAGGGCGUGGAUGUGGCGCUCGACCCGAGCGAUCUCGAGGCCGGCGCCGGUCUGGACUCGGCUGCGAUGGCCGCCAGAUAUGAGCAGACGAUGAAAGAGCGGUCCUCGCAUUUGGCGAAAGAGGACUUGUCUGAUAUGGUGGCCGAACACGCGGCCAGACAUAAGCGUAAGAAACCCCAGACCGACACCAAACAGAAUAAGAAAUAUCAGUUCAAGUUCUGAAUGUUGGCACCGAUUCACACCUAUUAUUAUAACACACUUGCAAUCGACACGGAAUU
Molecule: messenger RNA, 2525 nt
Organism: Oppiella nova
Lineage: Eukaryota; Metazoa; Arthropoda; Arachnida; Sarcoptiformes; Oppiidae
Source: the annotation of a GenBank genome assembly